Solenopsis invicta (red fire ant) is the source of this 3136-nucleotide messenger RNA. RefSeq names its product spermatogenesis-associated protein 20. The transcript is spliced from 13 exons. The record is from RefSeq and is a predicted model, not a curated record. Gene Ontology annotation, biological process: carbohydrate metabolic process. Lineage: Eukaryota; Metazoa; Arthropoda; Insecta; Hymenoptera; Formicidae. Bases 27 to 2639 code for a protein of 870 amino acids.
AGAGCAGCAACACGAACAGGCCUAUUAUGCAAGUACGGAGCAAUUACUCCGACAAGUCUCGGCGCACCAUCUGGCGGCGCAAAUCGACGAAGGGAAUUCGUGGCUGCGACGAAUCUACCUGCGCUGGACCGGACACUCACGGACAUUCGCGAGUACCCCCAUCUAUUCUCGUUGCGCGUAUUCUUCAUGCCAGGCGUGUUAUGAUUUCGGGAAGAUGCAAUUCGUCAAUAGUUCGCUGCAUAUCUGAGUUGUCUAAGAAACAGUGCAGUACAGGAGUACAGGGGUAUCGGAAAAAUUUUCAUUUCGCCGAAAGUGCUCUACUCCCUAUUGUUGAGCGCAAAAUGAAGAAGUUGAGUUACCACACUGCACCACCCUUCCUGUCGUCAGUCAAAGUGCCAUCGACAUCCCGACAGGAUAGCGAGAAAGACAAACCUGAAGUGAAGACGAAUCGUUUGAGUUUAGAGAGGUCUCCAUACUUGUUGCAACAUGCAACUAAUCCUGUGGACUGGUAUCCCUGGUGUGACGAGGCUCUGGAAAAGGCAAAGAAGGAGAACAAGAUAAUUUUCGUGUCGAUUGGCUACUCUACCUGUCAUUGGUGCCAUGUGAUGGAGAAAGAAUCGUUUAAGAAUGAAGAAGUCGCGAAAAUCAUGAAUGAGCAUUAUGUUAAUAUCAAGGUGGAUAGAGAAGAGAGGCCUGACAUCGACAUGAUGUGCAUGAUGUUUAUUCAGAGAUUGAGAGGUCAUGGGGGUUGGCCACUGAGUGUAUUCUUAACACCGGAUUUGAUGCCGAUAACGGGUGGAACAUACUUUAGCUCGUCAAUGUUUACAUUGUAUUUGACACGAAUUAUGAAAGAGUGGACAGAUGGAAGAGAUAAAAUGAUCAAAUCCGCCACUACUAUAGCGGAACGUUUGAAAGAAUUGGCCACAAGCAGAGAGGACAUAAAAGACGAUGGAGUUCCCGCGAUUGAUAGCGCCUUCUUGUGCGCUCAUGUUCUAAUGAACAUAUACGAUUCGGAAUACGGCGGAUUUGGCAGCUCGUCAGCUAUUAACCCAAACUCGCCGAAGUUUCCUGAACCGAGCAAUUUGAAUUUUCUUCUCAGUAUGCACGUUCUAACCACUUCUACCAUGUUAGUUGAGAUGACUUCAGAUGCAUGCCUAAAUACCUUGAAGAAGAUGUCUUACGGUGGAAUUCACGAUCACAUAGGAAAAGGAUUUCACCGAUACACAGUGGAUGCUCGAUGGAAAGUGCCUCAUUUCGAGAAAAUGCUUUACGAUCAAGCUCAGUUAAUACAAUGCUACGCCGAUGCUUACCUCAUUACAAAAGAUUCCUUUUAUUCCGAUAUUGUAGAUGACAUCGCGACAUACGUCCUGCGUAUUCUGCAACACAUGGAAGGUGGUUUCUUCAGUGCGGAGGACGCGGAUUCGCUACCUACAUCUGACGCCUCAGCGAAACGGGAAGGCGCAUUUUAUGUUUGGACCUAUGAUAGACUUAAAACUCUUUUAAAAAAAGAGAAAGUACCUGGUAAGGACAAUGUUACAUAUUUUGACCUUAUCUGCCGACAUUUCUCAGUGCGGAAGGAAGGAAAUGUAGAAAGCCCACAAGAUCCUCACGGCGAGCUUACGGGCAAAAACGUAUUUUCAAUGCAGGCGGGAAUUGAAGAUACUGCUAGCCAUUUUAAGCUUAGCGUAGAGGAGACACAAAAGCAUCUUAAGGAGGCUUGUACUAUAUUGUUUGAAGAUAGAACGCAUAGACCGUGGCCUCAGCUGGACGAUAAGAUGGUUACAGCAUGGAACGGUCUUAUGAUAAGUGGCCUUGCACGUGCUGGAAUCGCUGUAAAAAACAAGACGUAUGUUGAAGCGGCGACGGAAGCUGCCACAUUCGUGGAGAAAUAUCUGUUUGACAAAAAGAAACGCAUCCUACUUCGCAGCUGUUAUCGCAGGAGGGACGACAAAAUUGUACAGAGGAGCACUCCGAUACCUGGUUUCCACGAGGAUUAUGCGUUCUAUGUAAAAGGAUUGCUCGACUUAUACGAAGCCACCUUCAACCCGCAUUGGGUCGAAUUUGCCGAAGAGCUGCAGGAUAUUCAAGAUCGAUUAUUCUGGGAUUUACAGGAUGGCGGAUACUUUGCUAUGGCCGAGGAGUCUCCGAUACUUACACGGACUAAAGACUCUGACGAUGGCGCGCUACCGUCCAGUAAUUCAAUCGCAUGUUCCAAUCUAUUGCGCCUAGCGAUUUACUUGGAUCGUGACGAUCUCAGAAAUAAAGCUGAAAAACUUCUGUGCGCGUUUGGCAAUAAACUUGUCAGCUGCCCAGCUGCAUGUCCACAAAUGAUGUUAGCGCUGAUCGAGUAUCACCAUCCGACGCAAAUUUAUGUAACCGGGAAAACGGACGCCAAAGAAACCAACGAGAUGCUGGAAAUAAUCCGCUCGCGUUUAAUACCUGGUAGAGUACUAAUAUUAGCCGAUGCUGAGCAGCAGGACAACGUGCUGUUCAAUAGGAAUAUGAUUGUUAAAAGAAUGAAACCGCAAAAGGAUCGGGCGAUGGUCUUCAUAUGCCGUGAUUAUACAUGUUCUUUACCCAUUUCAAGCCCUAGCGCCCUAAUUUCCGAAUUAAAUAAAAAAGUGUUUUCCGAUUUAUAAAUACCAAGGUUGUUACGAUUUAUAUUGCGCAUUCGUCGCGUGUCGAAAACGGCGGAACAACGAAAUGAGGGAUAAAGACAUCGCCGCCGAAUAUUAAAUAAUAUAAUGUUAAAUAGUGCAGUCUUAGUUAACAGAUUAGUGUACUCAGUCGCUAACACGAUCGAGUACAACAUUCGUAAGCAUAAGUAAAUCAACAGCAAUAUUUGCAACUGAUAAACAGAUGUAUAAACAUUCGCAAAGAAAGAAAAAAUUCUAGUUGGUCCUGGGAAGACCAAAUUAAAAAAUAUGUUCCAAUCUAAUCAAAAAUCAAGAUUUUGUAGGGUAUAUUACUAAUGUAUAAAUUCUGACUUUUAUUGUCAUUCAUACGAAUGUAUUUUGUGCGUUUUUAAUUAAUAAUCAAGAAAAUUAACAGUAUAAUUAUUAUAAAUUUUUAGAAAACUUUCUAAUUGAUACUCUCAAGAGUAAUUGAGAAAUUAAAACUGUUUUAUUUCUCUAAA